AGUCCUAAAUUACUCCUAAGUUCUAAAUAAUACAGAAGGGGGAUGGAGAAAAUGGAGAAAGGCAAUGAAAUAUGGUGUAGCCAAGUGUAAAGCUAAAAGCAGCUUUUUAAGUCAAAGGAAACUAAGAAACCCCCACCCCCUUUUCCAUCCCAAAUCCACGGUUCAGGGCUGAGGCUAAUGGACAGCAACAAUGACUCAUCCCUCAACAACGUCGUUUUACAGAUCCUUCUCGUCGUCCUUAUGGCCUUCUCCUUCUACUUCAUUCACGACGCCCCAAAGAAGCUUUUCUCCUCUCUCCGAAACCGUAACCGGGCCCACGUCCAGGCCAACCACCACUUUGUCCGCGGGGCCCAGAUCCUCGCCAAGGCCCGGGCAUCCCCUUCCCGAUCCUCAGCCUCCUCCCUCGCCAAACAGGCCCAGGAUGACGGUGGGCCCGGGCCAGCGAGGACGGGCCGAUCCCGCGAUGGCGGAUCUGCAGGAGGCCCUGAGGAUUAGCCCGAAGAACGCGAAGGCGUUGUUUCUGUUGGGCAAGUACUAUGAAGGAAAGAAAAUGGAGAAAGAAGCUAUUGAGGCUUACAUGGAGGCUCUGAAGGCGGAGCCACAGUUGCGUAAAGCUCAAGAAGCUCUUCAAAGGUUAGGGUCUUAGUGGUGGUACUGAAAUUUAUGUUUACUUCUAGUUUUUGGUAUCUGGAAAGAAUAUAUAUUGUAAUUGGUGUAUCUUGAAGAUUUAGAAUGAGCUGACUGAAACUUGUAACUUGGUGAAUUUAUGUAUCUUGAUUUAGAAUGAGCUGAAACUUGCAUUUUUGUAAAUUUUCACUGCAUAGAGGUAUUGAUAAUCAAGGUCUGACAGGGUUACAUA
Messenger RNA from Arachis ipaensis, 859 nucleotides. RefSeq lists its product as uncharacterized. The record is from RefSeq and is a predicted model, not a curated record. Gene Ontology annotation, molecular function: protein binding. Lineage: Eukaryota; Viridiplantae; Streptophyta; Magnoliopsida; Fabales; Fabaceae.